Molecule: messenger RNA, 2673 nt
Organism: Ictalurus punctatus (channel catfish)
Lineage: Eukaryota; Metazoa; Chordata; Actinopteri; Siluriformes; Ictaluridae
Gene: cdc5l
Product: CDC5 cell division cycle 5-like (S. pombe)
Exons: 16
Coding region: 172-2586 (804 amino acids)
Biological process (GO): mRNA splicing, via spliceosome; regulation of transcription by RNA polymerase II
Cellular component (GO): Prp19 complex; spliceosomal complex
Molecular function (GO): DNA-binding transcription factor activity, RNA polymerase II-specific; RNA polymerase II transcription regulatory region sequence-specific DNA binding
Source: RefSeq, a predicted model, not a curated record
AUCUGGCAACCCACCCUGGGACGCCAUUGGUUCUUCAGUAGCGCGCUGUGGCAUGUUUGCAUGAUUUCUUUUGCUGAGAGCCGAAACGUAACAUUAUACUUCCAAGUUUGUUCAACUAUUAUUACUUUUAGUUAAUUUUCCAGGGACGUGUGCGAGGACUAAACCGUCAAGAUGCCGCGAAUUAUGAUUAAAGGUGGCGUUUGGCGCAACACUGAGGAUGAGAUCCUUAAAGCAGCUGUAAUGAAAUAUGGCAAAAAUCAGUGGUCACGUAUCGCCUCUCUGCUGCACAGAAAGUCGGCUAAACAGUGUAAAGCUAGAUGGUAUGAAUGGCUGGAUCCCAGCAUUAAGAAAACAGAAUGGUCACGUGAAGAAGAGGAGAAGCUCCUUCAUUUGGCCAAGCUGAUGCCCACCCAGUGGAGAACGAUAGCUCCCAUCAUCGGCAGAACCGCAGCACAGUGCCUGGAGCACUAUGAGUAUCUUCUAGACAAAGCUGCCCAAAGAGACAACGAAGAAGACACGACCGAUGAUCCUCGCAAGCUCAAGCCAGGGGAGAUCGACCCAAACCCUGAAACCAAGCCGGCCAGGCCAGACCCUGUGGACAUGGAUGAAGAUGAGUUGGAGAUGUUGUCUGAGGCCAGGGCUCGUUUAGCAAACACACAAGGAAAAAAGGCCAAGCGGAAAGCCAGGGAGAAGCAGCUAGAGGAGGCGAGGCGCUUGGCAGCCCUGCAGAAGCGCAGAGAGUUGCGUGCUGCCGGCAUAGAUAUUCAGAAGAAGCGGAAGAAAAAGCGGGGUGUUGACUACAAUGCUGAGAUUCCCUUUGAAAAAAAGCCUGCUCCGGGAUUUUACGAUACAUCUAUGGAGCAGUACGAUCCACUCGAGCCUGACUUCAAAAGACUUCGCCAGCAGCAUCUUGACGGAGAGCUGAGAAAUGAGAAAGAAGAGCGUGAGCGUAAAAAGGAUAAACAGAAGAUCAAGAAGAAGAAGGAGUCCGACCUUCCCUCUGCCAUUUUGCAGACUAGUGGGGUGUCAGAGUUCACGAAAAAAAGGAGCAAGCUAGUGCUGCCUGCACCACAGAUAUCUGAUGCUGAACUGGAGGAGGUGGUGAAACUUGGCCAAGCCAGCGAAAUCGCUCGUCAAACCGCUGAAGAGUCUGGAAUCACAAACUCUGCUUCCAGCGCUCUGCUUUCUGAGUACAACGUCACCAAUAGCAGCAUGGCCCUGCGCACACCCCAGACUCCCGCAGCACAGGACAAGAUUCUACAGGAAGCCCAGAAUCUGAUGGCGCUUACUAAUGUGGACACCCCUCUGAAGGGUGGUCUAAAUACUCCUUUGCAUGAGAGUGAUUUCUCCGGGGUCACCCCACAGAGGCAGGUGGUCCAGACCCCCAACACUAUGCUCUCUACACCUUUCAGAACUCCUAGUCAUGGUGCCGAGGGUUUGACCCCUCACAGUGGCAUGACCCCAAAGCCUUCAAUAGGAGUGACCCCAGGUCGGACGCCCCUGCGGGACAAACUCAACAUCAAUGCUGAGGAUGGUGUGGUGGAUUACGCAGAUCCAGCUUAUGCCAAACACUUGCAACGGGAGUCUCGCGAGCACCUGAAGUUGGGGCUAAUGUCUCUUCCACUGCCCAAGAAUGACUUUGAGAUCGUGCUGCCUGAGAACGCUGAGAGGGAGAUGGAAGAGCCAGAGGUGGACGAGAGCUAUGUGGAGGACGCAGCUGAUAUUGAGCUCUGUAAACAGGCAGUCAGAGAAGCUGAGCGAGAGAAAGAACUGAGGCAGAGACAUACACCAGUGCAGAGGAAUUUACCCAGGCCCUCAGAGGUAAAUGAGACUAUUCUGAGGCCUCAGAAUGUGGAGCCUCCUCUCACAGAGCUGCAGCUGGCAGAGGAGCUCAUAAAGAAAGAGAUGAUCACCAUGAUCCACUAUGAUAGUCUGCACCAUCCAUACACAGAAGUUCUGGCUAAGAAAGCUAAAGGAGCAGGCUCAGGUUCUACCAGCACUGAGCAUGUUGCCUACCUGGAGAAAUCGCCCUACGAAAAAGUGGCAGAGGAGGACCUCAAAAAGGCUAAAGAGUUACUGCGGCAAGAGAUGGAGGUGGUGAAGCAUGGGAUGGGUCAUGGUGAUCUUUCCAUUGACGCCUAUAACCAAGUUUGGGAGGAGUGUUACAGCCAGGUGCUGUACCUACCUGGACAGAGCCGAUACACCAGAGCCAAUCUGGCCAGCAAAAAAGACAGGAUUGAGUCUCUGGAAAAGAAACUGGAGGUCAACAGAGGGCACAUGACAACAGAGGCUAAACGGGCAGCUAAGAUGGAGAAGAAGAUGAAGAUUCUUUUGGGGGGAUACCAGUCUCGGGCCAUGGGUCUGAUGAAGCAGCUCAGUGACCUGUGGGACCAGGUGGAGCAGGCCCACAUGGAGUUGCACACCUUCCAGGAGCUGAAGAAGCAGGAGGACAUGGCCAUUCCACGCAGAAAGGAGGCUUUAAGAGAAGAUGUGCAGAGGCAACAGGACCGAGAGAAGGAGCUCCAGCAGAGGUUUGCUGAUCUACUCCUUGAGAAGGAAACUUUGCUUUCUUCAGAGAAGUUCUGAAUGUGAUCUGGGACUCAAAAACUCCACCUUGGCUGUGUCUACACUGUAAUCUAUAAAACAAAAAUACAGUUAAAGCUUUGGAGUGGU